Messenger RNA from Cylindrotheca closterium, 1131 nucleotides. Lineage: Eukaryota; Bacillariophyta; Bacillariophyceae; Bacillariales; Bacillariaceae. The record is from the annotation of a GenBank genome assembly.
AUGAGCAGUAAAAAUAGCACAACGGGCAAGACGGACGCCCCCAGCGUCACCGCUGAUGGGAAGCCUGUGAAGAGUUCCAGGAUAAAAAAGAUGAUGAAGGGGCUGACCCGUAAAAAGAAGAAGUCAUCGUCCAGUGUAUCUGAUGCCAUGUCUACCGCAGUCAGCGUCCAAGCAGAUGAAAUUAGUACGAUGUCAGUUCCUGUUAGUGGUGCGAAGCGCAAGCCUGUCACUCUUCAGCUGGUCUUAUUGCUCAUGGAUCCAUCGACUCGACGAUUUGAACUGUUGCAACUUGAAUUCGAUUCGGACAAGGCUCGAGUCUCUGACAUCAUUGCCCAAAUUCCAAUUAGUGUUACAGAACCUUCCAUUCGAAGUCAACAGUACGAAGGUGUCGUAGAUGCCUCUGGAACCUCAAUGAGCGAAUUUGUGAGGCUGAUUGACUUUUGCCGUGGUAGGACAGUUCUUGUUGCCCUUCCAAAGGGCCUCACAGUCAAAGAAUGCGUGCGUUUGGCACGCCCUAUUUUGUCUGAUUCGCAAGUAGAGAAGAUGCUUUCUGCUGGUGAAUUCGAUAUUUCCGGAUGGAAAAAGAAGGAUAGCAAGGGAAGGUCGCGGGCAAUCUCUGAACAAAAGGUCAAGCCUAGCGCGCCAACUCAGGUCAAGACAGAGAAGUCUCGUGAAAAGAGCAUCUUCCCGACCAUCAUCAUGCUAGCCUUAAUUGCCAUUCUUCUACAAGCAGCUAACAGUUUUUUGUCAAGUCCCAUUCAAGUGGGCAAGCCACUCAAACCCGGAACAUGGAAGAGCAAGUGCGGAUUGUUGGGACUUGUUCCGCCAUCGCCUUUAGACAAGUAUGGCAUCAUUCCAGAGUGCACAAAUUCUUUCUUAGAGGUGCAUGGUGAUGGUUCCGUCAGUAUCCGGGAUGCUGCUAAGGAGCUUGAUGUAUUGAUGAGGGGGGGUGUCUGUGGAGAAGAAGACGAGGAUUGUGUAGAUGGUUUGGUGCUGGAAGAAGACGGGAAGGUCUUGAUUGGCGGAACUCAAGUCAAGUCGGGCUUCAUAUAUGGCGAAAGCACUGGAUUGAAUCCGUGGCCUUUUGAAAAGGAGCCCAAGCUGAAGCUGAAGCCCUCGUCCAGGUCUUAA